Protomyces lactucae-debilis is the source of this 866-nucleotide messenger RNA. RefSeq lists its product as uncharacterized. NCBI's taxonomy places the organism in Eukaryota, Fungi, Ascomycota, Taphrinomycetes, Taphrinales, Protomycetaceae. The transcript has a single exon. Bases 242 to 739 code for a protein of 165 amino acids. The record is from RefSeq and is a predicted model, not a curated record.
CCUGAGCUUUGUUUCAUGGGCUCACUGACACUGAGCCUCACUCAUAUGCCACGUUCUCUGUGUGCGCAUAAAACCCCUUAUUGGCGGGAGCGAAUGUCCCACUCUUGUUUCCCAUUCAUUACAAGUCUUCUUCCCAGCUACCACUUGGCAGUGUACCUAUACCUGUGACCGUUUCCCUCACAGAUCCCAAACCAAGCACUACACACUCAUCCCACACCAGAAGUCACUCCUAUCACUUCUGAUGUGGAAGGCCGAAUCGCCAUUAUCAAUGCGAACGGUCAUGGCUUUGACCUGCAUGCUGGUCAACAUGGUCCCUGAAGCCAUCGCAGCAGAUCAAGCAUGCUGGCUGGCGAUGGUGGAAAGCGGAUUCGACAUCGACCUCACGAAACCGGGCUUUCUCCGCGCUCCUUCCUGCCCACUCAUGCUGCAGUGCUCCAACGACGCUGCAGAGGUCCCCUGCGUCACGAAUUCAGCAAGGCACGCCGACUGCAGGCUGAUUGAUAAGCCUGACGAUAUUCUCAACCAAGGACUCUGCAAUCCGGACUGGUUCACGACUCCUGAUGGUCCUUAUCGUCAGACUGGUAUUCUUUGUGCUUAUCGAGGCCUAUCAAGGGGACGCAAUCAUUGGUACAAAUGGUUUCCCACACUCGUUAAGCAUUCAUACCUCUGUUUCAAUGAUGUGGGCGAACCCGGGAAGCCCGAUUGGCAAACCAAGUUUAUCGGCAGACCUCAAGAAUAAGUGUCGUCUCUGUCUGCGUUUGCCUUCUCUUCCUCGUUACCUGGUGCCUUUGGAUGCGCUUCUCUGCAGUGCCUUUAGGUAUUAUAGUAACUUUUGUUUUCAAAGGUGUGAGCUACGCACAAGCGAA